Molecule: messenger RNA, 1455 nt
Organism: Phyllotreta striolata
Lineage: Eukaryota; Metazoa; Arthropoda; Insecta; Coleoptera; Chrysomelidae
Source: the annotation of a GenBank genome assembly
AUUGUCAUUACAUUUUUCAUUCAAAUACAAGUAGAAAAGGUAAAAAUUUGAAAAAUUGUUAUAUUCUGAAUUGUUCAAACGAGAUAAAUAAUGGAAAACGAACUAGAAGAUAUUUUGGACUUAAAAGAUCGCGCCGUACACAAAAUUGUAUUCGGCGAAGGCCUUUUAAAAUCGUUAGAAACUUUCAAACAUAUUGAAGGUUCCCAAAAACUGGUCCGCAAAAUAAACCAAGAACUGAAAUUCUUGAGGAAGGCUUGCAAGAUUAAUUCGUUGAAGAAGGAGCACCUUCAAUGUUCUAACCUAACACAUUUUUCUGCGCUCAUAAACGUCCUGAAAACUGUGGACCGUUGCCAAAGUUUAAACAAAGUGUUCUUAUUAGACGACAGGAAAAUAACAGUUGAUAUUAUAAGCGAUGGUGGUUUAACUUGGACUAAAGUAAUAGCGAGAAAUCCAAAAUCAGUCAGUCAGAUUUGCAUGGGAAAUUCGAGUUUCGGUGUCAGGAGUAUCAUAGAUCAAGCGGAGGAUUAUGUGGAUUGCGCCAAACUUCACCCUUGUUUAUUUCAGUCACCUAAAAUAAUUUUUGUUUUUACCAAUGGAAUAGGAAGUCAUAUAGCAGCAAAAUUGGAAUCUUACGGAAUCACUGUUCAAGGGGACAGAGUUAGUGAUAAUCCAUUAGACUCGGACUCCGAUUGUGAUAUAGAAGUCGAUCCUGAACAUCCGAUGUGCAUGAGGAUUCCAAAUGUAUCCGAUUUGUCCACAAAAAAUAUAUCCACUAUAAACAAAGUGAAUCUUGACGUCUCAGCAAUGCUAGCUUAUUGCAGCUCUGUCACUAAUGGAAGUGCGGAAUUGUACGAUUUUAACGUAUCCGUUUUGAAGCAGCAAGCUGAAUGGGAGAGACUGCGACCUCAGAAGCCUAUUUUAGAUGCCUUUUUCCACGACAAAAUCCUUUAUUGUUGUCAAACUGCCAAGGAUAAUUUCGUGAAUAUUGUAGAAACAGUUGGGGGACCCACUGAGAAGAUCAGAGCUAAAGAAUUGUUAAAUAGACUUAUCGUUCUGCCGGACGAUGCUGAUUAUACUCACACUACUGAUGGUGAACAGUUCAGAGAUAUAUUCGAUAAGGUCCAAUACGCGGAAGAGAAAAUUCUCGAAGUCGGCGGGAAAAUUAAAAAGAGAUCGUUUAUUGUGUUUACUUUUGGGGACAGAAUUAGAGCUGUAACGGUAACUGCCAAUGAUGGGUUUGUUAGGGCCGCAAAACAACAGGGCAUAAACUUUGUCGUCUUUAUUCACGAAUCUCGAGCUUUAACAGAACAAAAGGAAAAAAUUAAAGCCAUUCCUAUUGAGAAAUAACAUUGAGAUGUUUCGCAAACUUUUAAACCCCUCAAGUUUGUGCAUUAGUUUAAUUUUAUAAUUUAAAUGAGCCACUAAAAGACAAAUAAAUGCUUUAUUAAUACAAUU